AUGUUCUAUUCCGAGACCCUCCUGUCCAAGACGGGGCCGCUGGCCCGCGUCUGGCUGUCUGCCAACAUCGAGCGCAAACUGUCCAAGUCGCACAUUCUUCAGUCCGACAUUGAGAGCAGUGUCAGCGCCAUUGUCGACCAGGGUCAAGCGCCCAUGGCUCUGCGACUGAGUGGCCAGCUGCUGCUGGGUGUUGUGCGUAUUUACAGCCGCAAGGCGCGUUAUCUAUUGGACGACUGUAACGAAGCAUUGAUGAAAAUUAAAAUGGCCUUCCGCCUCACAAACAACAAUGACUUGACGACAACUGUUGUCGCACCGGGUGGCAUUACCCUGCCCGAUGUGCUGACCGAGUCCGACCUUUUCACCAAUCUUGAUACUUCUCUGCUAUUUCCGCAGAACCUGAGCCUCGAUUUGGAAGGAAAGCGACCGGGUGCCAUGGAUUUCGGCAGCCAGCUUCUGCCUGAUAGCAGUUACCGUCGUUCCAUGUCUCAGGAGCCUGGUCGUCUCGAAGACCCCUCCUUGGUUGACCUGGACCUCGGAGAGGAUGAGCUUCCUCUUGGGAUGGACAACAGCGUUGAAAUUGGUCGUGAUGCUCCCCCCGCUCGUACUAUGGAGGAGGAUCAAUUCAGUGAUGCCGGCAAACUUCACGACGACGUUGACCUGGUCCUUGAUUUUACCGAUGCCCCGCUUGAAGAGCUUGACCCUGCUUCCGAUAACAUCAAUGACCCGCUUAUGGAUGACGGCCCCAUGGAUUUCGGUGACGAUACUGGCUUUGGCGGCGAGACACCACGCCCAGAAAGCCGCUUUGCGCGUGACACCGAAAGCCCGCUUUCCGACGCCGGCUCUGCUCAGAUGAACUUGCUCGAGGAGGAGCUCAACCGUGAUGCCACUCAAGAUGUUGAGGCUCGAACCACGAAGCACGCCCAGCGUGCUAAGCGCCAAAAAGUCAUCGUCGCCGACAAGGAGACUCAUUACUCUUCCAAGGAGGUCAAGGCCAUCCAGGCUGAUCGCUCGGCUAUCAUGCAACGCUCUUCGUUCUUGCCUCGUGACCCUGUUCUUCUCACUUUGAUGACUCGCCAACAGAACGGUAACUUUGUCUCUAGCAUCUUUGGCGAGGAGCGCAGCCAUGGCUGGGCCCCCGAGCUGCGUGAACUUCUGUCUCUGGAUAACGUCAAGAAAGCUGGCGAGCUCAAGCGUAAGCGUGAUAGCGGCAUUUCUGACAUGGAAGCGGCUGCUGAUGUUCCUGAAUUGGAGAUUGGCGAGGACGAGGCUCUUGUCACCGACGAGGGCAUUGGUCUUGACACUGGUCUGAACUUGCACUCUGAGAUCGACUUCCCUGGCGAUGAUGGCAUCGUCGAUGCCGCACCCAUGAGUGAUGAUGGCAUGAGCGCCUCUAUUGAAGACAUGGACGACACUAUUCGCCCCAUUGACACCGAACCCGUUUCGAUCGGCACCAAGCACGCCGUGCACAUCCUGCGCGAUUGCCUUGGCGACGUCUCCGCCACUGAGCAGAAGAAGGCUGUCGUGUUCCAGGACCUUCUUCCAGAGCAGCGCUCUAGCAAGGCCGAUGCCACGAAGAUGUUCUUCGAGGUCCUGGUGCUGGCCACAAAGGACGCUGUCAAGGUUGAACAGGGCUCCAAGUCCAUCGGCUCUACUAUCAAGAUCCGCGGCAAGGAGGCUCUCUGGGGCUCUUGGGCUGAGCAGAACGCCGGCGGUGCCAUGAGCCAACUGUCCCAGCUUCUGUAA
Penicillium subrubescens is the source of this 1743-nucleotide messenger RNA. Its product is annotated as kleisin alpha. Lineage: Eukaryota; Fungi; Ascomycota; Eurotiomycetes; Eurotiales; Aspergillaceae. Gene Ontology annotation, cellular component: cohesin complex; synaptonemal complex. Gene Ontology annotation, biological process: mitotic sister chromatid cohesion; replication-born double-strand break repair via sister chromatid exchange; synaptonemal complex assembly. Gene Ontology annotation, molecular function: protein binding; chromatin binding. The record is from RefSeq and is a predicted model, not a curated record. The coding region runs from base 1 to 1743 and encodes 580 amino acids. The transcript has 2 exons.